Phymastichus coffea is the source of this 1478-nucleotide messenger RNA. RefSeq names its product short/branched chain specific acyl-CoA dehydrogenase, mitochondrial. The coding region runs from base 154 to 1380 and encodes 408 amino acids. Gene Ontology annotation, cellular component: mitochondrion. NCBI's taxonomy places the organism in Eukaryota, Metazoa, Arthropoda, Insecta, Hymenoptera, Eulophidae. The transcript has 5 exons. Gene Ontology annotation, molecular function: acyl-CoA dehydrogenase activity; flavin adenine dinucleotide binding. The record is from RefSeq and is a predicted model, not a curated record.
CCGGGAGUGAAAUAUUCCACGGGGGAUCGGUUUCGGAGACUUGUUCUUACUCUCUCAGUCGAGCUGAGUGCUUGAUCGAAUAUAGAUCGUGUACGUGCAGAUUGCCUCAUCUUUCACGGAUUUUCAAGCCUUGUGUGAUCGUGAUCACCCACAAUGAACGCAAUCCGUACUAUAUCACGAAGGCUACCAAAACGAUUGAUCCACACGACCGCUGCAUCAUCGCAAGCACAUGUACCAUUAAAUUUCCUUAGUGAAGAUGAGCAGAUGAUGAAGGAAACCGUGGCAAAAUUUGCCAAAGAGGAAAUCUUACCAAUUGUACGCAAAAUGGAACAAGAGCAUAAAAUCGAUCAAGAAUUGCUGAAGAAACUUUUCGAGAACGGAUUAAUGGGUUUGGAAGUACCGGUGGAGUACGAAGGUACCGGCUGUAACUUCAUGACGACGAUUUUGGCCGUUGAGGAACUUUCGAAGGUUGAUGCUUCGGUUGGUGCUCUGGUUGAUAUCCAUAAUACACUAGUGAAUUCAUUGAUCAAAAAGGUAGCAAACGAAGAGCAAAAGAAGAAAUAUCUGCCGAAAUUAGCGAACGAGUACGCGGGUAGUUUCUGUUUAACCGAGCCCGGGUCCGGUUCGGACGCUUUCUCGUUGAAAACCGUGGCGAAGAAAGACGGCAGCGAUUAUGUGAUCAAUGGCUCAAAAAUGUGGAUAUCUAACUCUGACAUUGCCGGAGUAUUUCUCGUGUUCGCCAAUGCCGAUCCGUCCAAGGGUUACCGCGGUAUCACAACUUUCUUCGUCGAUCGUGAUUCGUCUGGUGUGACGGUUGCCAAGCCCGAGGAUAAGCUAGGUAUCAGAGCGUCAGGUACGUGUAUGGUACACUUUGAGAACGUGCGAGUACCGGAGAGCAACAUUCUCGGUGAAUACGGUAAAGGAUACAAGUAUGCCGCUGGUUUCUUGAACGAAGGUCGUGUUGGUAUCGGCGCUCAGAUGAUUGGCGCUGCUCAAGGUUCACUAGAUGCUACGAUUCCUUAUACACUCGAGAGGAAGCAAUUUGGCAAACAGAUUUUCGAAUUUCAAAGUCUUCAACAUCAAAUCGCUCAGGUGGUAGUAGAAUUGGAAGCAGCACGACUUCUCGUCUACAAUGCGGCUCGUCUGGUCGACGCUAAGAAAGAUGUGAUGAAGGAAGCUGCGAUGGCUAAGUAUUAUGCAUCUGAGAUUGCACAAAAAGUUACGUCCAAGUGUGUUGACUUUAUGGGUGGUGUCGGAUUCACCACUGAUUUCCCACAAGAGAAAUACUAUAGGGAUAGUAAGAUCGGCACUAUCUACGAGGGUACUAGCAAUAUGCAACUUUCUACUAUUGCCAAGGCCCUCAGGAAGGAGUAUUCUUAAGAAUCUUUUUUGAACAAAGUAUUUCUUUUCGUAUGUGUAUAUAUACUAUGUUUUUCAAAUUAUGUGUUCUGGAGUAUUUUUUUACUGCUACUGUAUCU